This is a messenger RNA of Anarrhichthys ocellatus (wolf-eel), 1524 nucleotides long. It is a transcript of the gene msx2b, whose product is annotated as muscle segment homeobox 2b. The coding region runs from base 160 to 1029 and encodes 289 amino acids. Gene Ontology annotation, biological process: regulation of transcription by RNA polymerase II; embryonic morphogenesis. Gene Ontology annotation, cellular component: nucleus. Gene Ontology annotation, molecular function: RNA polymerase II transcription regulatory region sequence-specific DNA binding; DNA-binding transcription factor activity, RNA polymerase II-specific. The record is from RefSeq and is a predicted model, not a curated record. NCBI's taxonomy places the organism in Eukaryota, Metazoa, Chordata, Actinopteri, Perciformes, Anarhichadidae. The transcript is spliced from 2 exons.
UUUGGGCUGCACUGAUUGGUCAAAGUUGAGCCGUGACAGCGUGAUGCGUCCACAUACUCCCACAUACUAACUGACAGCUCCAUAACAUAGCGCUCGCCGGAGCGGCUCUCACCUGGCCGCCCUUUGACUGUUCCGCUCGGAAGUUCACCUGCUUUUCGGAUGAGACUCGGAGGACAGAUGGCUUCUCAGGAGACCUCCAACGACCUGGGGUGCAGUUCGUCCGAGGAGGACAGUAACCGUGCGGACUUGACGGAGAGCGCAGCGGAGGAGAAGACAUCUCCGGUGGUGCGACGGCAUCAUCAUCCGUUCAGCGUGGAGGCGCUGAUGUCCGGGAGGAAGACGGACGCUCGCGGCGGGGAGUCUAUCCGCCGUAAACUGGAGGGAGCCUCGGUGUCGGUGUCUCCAACCGGUUUGAACUCCCUGUAUCUGUAUCGAGAGACGUGUAGCCCUCCCGGGGGAAGCCAGAAGAGCUUAACGGCUGUGCCUUCGUCGCCGGUAAAAUCCGAGGCAUCAGAGUCGGAGGACUGCGCACCCUGGGUCACCAGCAGCGCGUUUUCCACACAGCCUCGUCAUGUCGGUCCUGGCUGUCCGUUGAGGAAACACAAGUCCAACAGAAAGCCCCGCACUCCCUUCACCACGUCUCAGCUCCUGGCCCUGGAGAGGAAGUUCAGGCAGAAGCAGUACCUGUCCAUCGCCGAGCGGGCCGAGUUCUCCUCCUCCUUGACCCUGACGGAGACCCAAGUCAAGAUCUGGUUCCAGAAUCGCCGGGCAAAAGCCAAGAGGCUCCAGGAGGCCGAGCUGGAGAAACUCAAGAUGGCUGCAGACGCUAAGACGGCGGCGGUGGCGGUCGCUGCGGCUGGAGGUCUACACCCUGGCUUUACGUUACCGCUGUCGCUGGGCAUGUCACUGUAUGGACAGUCGUACUCUGCCUAUCAUCACCACCACCACCACCACAGAUCCUUACUGCCCAUUUCACCUUUAGGACUGUACGCUGCUCCUCUGGGCUACAGCAUGUACCACUUAUCAUAAAUGGAAAUAUCACUGACUAUGGUGACAUGUGUUCCCAAGGAAUCCCAAAAAUGGACACAGAAGACGUGUGGCUGACAUUUAAAAAAAUAAAUAAAUAAAAAUCUAUGUUUUUAAUAUAUCUUCUGCACAAGGAGUGUUUGAAUCGACUUUCUGAGCACUUCAAGUCAAAUACGAAAUCUAUUUUUUUCCCACAGCAAGGAUAAAAGAAUAAAUAAACGUACUGUAGACGUUCUCUUGCCCGUUUGGACUGCCUGUUUACAUGACUUGUCUGAAUGAGGAGGGGCGUUGCGGUCCAGCUGUUUAUGCUCUUCACUUGUUUACUUUUGCAAUAAUUGAGCUGGGUGAGGACUUGCACUUCGCACAAUAAUUCAAAGUACAACUUUUCACUCGAGCCUUUCUCUUCAUUCGAUGCAGUGCCUUGUGUGUCGAAAAAGAGCGUUAAAGUUAAGACACUUUGUACACGUGGUGAUGAGAGUUUCAGCAGCUCAGGCCAAA